Molecule: messenger RNA, 3022 nt
Organism: Vespula pensylvanica (western yellowjacket)
Lineage: Eukaryota; Metazoa; Arthropoda; Insecta; Hymenoptera; Vespidae
Gene: Det
Product: baculoviral IAP repeat-containing protein 5
Exons: 4
Coding region: 1249-1701 (150 amino acids)
Source: RefSeq, a predicted model, not a curated record
UGUUAAAACGAAUGAUAUCACUUUUAUCUAAAGAUUUCUUAAUUAAGUGUUUAAUAAAUAUGUAAUGUAAUAAUAAUGGAAACGUUCCCAAAAUAUCCAACAUUUCCAUUAUUUUCUCAUGUUCUUUGUUUCAAAUAUAUAUAUGUGUAUGUGUACGUACGAUACACGUAUGUAUAAAUAAGAGCAACACAAAAGACGUGUCUCACCGAGGACAAAAUGAAUUUAUAGUUGUUGUGUACAUUGCUCUUCUUCGUGACAUGCGCUAAUGUGUGAGUAUUACUUACGAUAUACGUAAAUAAUAUAAUACGUUUGUGUGCGAAGCUAUUUGAGAAACGUAAAAAAAAAAAAGAUAGGAAUACAGACAGAUUUUCAAAGUAUUAUCAUUACGUUUCGAUCAGUUCGAUUGGAAUAUUGACACACGCCUGAUUUAUGUCAUUUUUGUAAUUUAUAUUACUGUGUCGUUUCUUGUAUAAUUAUUCUUAUACUCUGUGAUAAAAUUUUCAAAAGAAAGAAAAAUAGAAAGAAUAAGAAGAAAGAGAAGACUCGUCGUCGAGUCUUUUUACAAUUGUUUUGCUGCCAUUAUUGAUUAUAUUAGGAAGUUCAAGUAAAUUUGGAUAGUAUAGCAUUAAAAUCUAAUGGAUGCUCUACGAUUCGGGAGAAGUCUAUUUGUGCGAUAAUUUAUUUGUAUUGUAAUCGUGUCUCGAUAAAAUGUUCGAGAAGUACGAAAUAAAAGAAUAAUAGCUGAACGAUCGAAGAUCGAUUUUUUAAAUUAAUACAUACGCAUAUAUAUUAUUAUCAUUAUUAUUAUUAUUGUCAUUCGAUGUUAAUAAAAGAUAAUGGAGAAUUAAUUAUUCGAGUUUCGCGCUUUUUCCAGUAUGCAAACAAAAAACGAAUGUAACGAUGUAGAACGACCAAUGAGAAGAGUUGAAUGAGGUAAUGGAAAGGUUAGGUUAAAACAUUUGAAAGUGUUGAACGGUUCUUUAAAGAUUUUUAUGUAUGAAAUGAAGAUACAUAUUGUGUAAAUGAUAUAAGUAAACAUAAAUAAGAAAGAGAAAGAAAAAGAAACAAAGAAAAACUCGUGGUUUAUUAAGAAGGAAAGGAAUAAACUUACGUGGAAUUCGAUAUUUAUUUAUUAUCGUUGCGACGCUCUCUUUGGCAGUUACACAUCGGCAGAGAAAAGCGACAAGUAAUCGUGUGGUCGUUCAUUUUUCGUUAAAAAGAUUAUAUCGUAAGAUACGUACACCCGAUAUGGAUUUUUUACCAGCUACUUCAUCCUUAUUUUGGAGAACGGUAAGAUUGGAAACGUUCAAAAAUUGGCCUUACCAAUCUUCCAAAGAUUCUUGUACUCCAGAACGUAUGGCUUCUGCUGGUUUCUUUUCCAAAGCAACAAAGGAAGAACCAGAUUUAGCAGAAUGUUUUAUUUGUUCUAAGCAGCUUAAUGGCUGGGAAUCUACGGAUGAUCCAUGGAAAGAACAUGAGAAUCAUCAACCAUCGUGUGCCUUUGUAAAACUACAAAAACAAGAUGAAUGCCUAUGGACCGUUUACGAAUUAUUUGAAUUAAUAAAAGCGUAUAAUUUGAAAGAAUGUGAGUGUGAAUUAGAAAAGGCGAAAUCUAAAGUAAAGGACGAAGCAGCUAAGCUUGUAGAAGAAAUACCAUUAUUAUUUAAAAGUAUAAGAAAACAGAAAAGAGGAGGAAGUUAAGUUACAUUGAUUAAGUAUAUGAUAUAUUUUUUAAUAAAAUUUAGAUGAUAUAUUUUCUUUAUAAUAAAAUUUAUUAAUAUUUAUAUAUGUAUAUAUAUAUAUUUUAUUUCAUACUAAUAACAUAGUUGUAGCAAAUCAAUAUAUCUCAUAUAUCUUGAUUAAGAAAAAGAAAGGUUCAAUAUGGUCUGAUCUUUAUGUAUUCACGUGGAUCGAAGUAACGUGGAUAUAUAAUUAUGUAGAGACAUAAAUUUCAGAAACAUCUGUAUAUGUAUUGCGUAGCUCGGUUGCUUCGCCUAAACUUAAUCAGUAUUUUAUAAUAUAUUAACUUUUUUCUGUAAUGUAAAGUAUCGAGAAAAAUAUUUUAAUUUGGAUUUAUCUUUUAACUGAUAUUUAUUAUCUUUUAGUAGAUACAGUUACGUACUUACGAAAUAAUCUCGAUAUAUAAAUGAAAACGAUAGGUUGCCUCAAUUGUAUAUAUUUUAAUCUUUCAAGUAGUUGCUUCUUAGAUUACAACAUUUUUUCAUUGUUUCCAAUUACAUUUUAUUUGUUAACUGAUACAAGUGUAACAUUACUUUAUAAGUGAAAUGAAAAUUAAAUUGUUGAGAGAGAGAGAAAGAGAGAGCUUAUAAUUAUCACAAAAUAUGUUUCCUCUUUACUAUAUACAUAAAAAUUUAUAUUUGAUGGUACGUUAACACAAGUGAAACUUAUCUUGCUUUAGGGUAUGCAUCGUUGACGAAGCGGUCAUCGAACGUUUUUCCUAGAAAGCUCGUAUACGAUUAUGCAUCUUGGUUGAGAGUCGAAACGAUCCUUUCCCGGACUAUUCGUUCGUUUCUUGGUCGUGUUCGUGUCGCGAAUCAAGCAUUUGCUUUGAUACAUCUUUAAGGAAAGUUUCUACAUUUUAUUUUCUAUUCUAUCCUUCGAUAAAUGUGUGUGACAAGCAAGCAUAACAUUGCUCGAUCAAAUCAAUUUGCUUUGUCGGCGAACGCGUCAAUUGAUCGAUCAAGAAUAUUUUUAUUUUAAUUUUCAAUUUUCUGCAUUUUUCUUAUUUCAGGCUCACGAAUACACUUUUUAUUCCUCAUGCCCGAAUCGUCAAUUUUUCGGGCUAUUACACAAUAAUAUAUACGAUAAGACGAUGUAAAACGAUAAUUUGUUAAGGAACUUAAAAAUACGUUUAUAUUGUCAUGUAACGAAUACGAAAUUCGUAAGGCGUGUUUUGUUUACAUUAAUCGAUUCUAUCUGUCCUUCUUGUAGAAACUAACAUACGUACAUACAUACAUAUGUAUAUAAACACAUACAUUAAUAAUAAAUACGUAAGUAUAUA